CGGAACCUUUGAUUACAAGAUGGCGCAAGCUGUGUACGAGGUUUUGGAAGGAAUGGACAACCACACAGUGCUGGCAGUUCAAUCUCUAUUGGAUGGUCAAGGUGGUGUCACAGAUCCUAACAGCCAAGGAGUCCCCAGCACUUCAUCCAUUCCAACAAUGGAUGAUGAAGAUGUCUUUCUCUGUGGGAAAUGUAAGAAGCACUUUAACACUUUAACGAGUUUCAUGAUCCACAAGCGGGAACAGUGCCAGGCCAAUGCCACCUCCAUGACCCCCGUUUCCAGUCUGGCCUCUAUGGCCCCCACCUCUAGUCUGUCCUCCAUGGCCCCCACCUCCAGUCUGGCCUCCUCCACCGUCUCCUAUGCCUCUGUCUCAUCCGUCAGCUCUGUCUCACACAUCGCAGCAAACAGACAAGUGUCGACGUACAUCACCGUCCCCCAGUCUCCUCUCACACACACGCUGGUCCAGGGGAAUGUUCUAGUGAGCGAUGAAGUUCUCCUGUCGGCCAUCUCAGCGUUCACGUCCAUGGAUCCCCCAAUGUCCACCGCACAGAACCCCACACAGAGCACCCUGAAUAUCCACACAGCCCCAUCGUACCAUCCCCAUCCCCAUCAGCAUCCCCAUCCCCAUCCCCAUCCCCAGCCCCAGGUGGUACCCAGCAUGCUGCCCCCUCAGCCCCAGCCCCAGCCGGCGCCCCCCCAGAUGGCUCUGAGCAGCGGGGGCUCAGUGGUGCAGGUGUACAGCGCCUUGUCUCCAGUAGGGGGCGGCAGUGCUGAGGUCCACGCCCUGGGCCUGCAACCUUUCCCCCCCACUCAGGUGCCAAGCCAAUGUGUGGAGAGCCAGGCCUUCACAACUCCCCCAGUCUACAGCUUUGGGAAGCAGGGAUCAAAGACCUGCGUCACCACAAACCUCACCGACCUGUGUGAAUACGACAAAGUCAUCGUCCCCAAGCACUUAAGAAGCACAAAGAAAGACGAGCAAGUAAAGGGGAAGAUUCAGAGGUUAAAAUGUGAUUUCUGUGAAAAAGUCUUCACAAAGAAUUUUGACCUCCAGCAGCACAUUCGAAGUCACACAGGUGAGAAGCCAUUCCAGUGUAUCGUGUGUGGCCGUGCGUUUGCACAGAAGUCCAACGUGAAGAAGCACAUGGCCACCCAUAAGGUGUGGCCGGGCGGGGCAGGGGGCGCCGGCUCCAGACUGCCCAUCGCCGUUAAGGUGCUACCGCUAUCGCUAACAGGCAGCCACAACACACAACAAGCUCAACAAGACAUCGGGGAGCAGGCUGGAGGAACUGAAUGUCUAGAUGAGAGUGUGGAGCUCCACUCUGAGGGACAGCUGGAGGAGGACACAGAGGGCCACAAGGCAGCAUCAUCAUUAUUGUCCCAGGGCAGGAAUAAGAAGCUCCUCAUCGUGGACAGCUCCUACCAGUGCCAGUUCUGCUCGGGGAAGUUCAGCAACUACUUCCACCUCAAGUCCCACAUGACGCAACACAAAGACGAACAGGUGUAUAAGUGUGUGGUGAAGGUGUGCUCUCAGACCUUCCAGAAGCUGGACCUGUUCCUGGAGCACAUCCGCUCUCACCAGGACCACCUGACCUAUCGCUGCCACCUGUGCAGCAAGGUCUUCUCCUCUCUCUUUGAGCUGGGCGUGCACCAGUACUCGCACAACUUCUGUCCGCAGAAGACGCCAAGGAAAGACGUCGCCUCGCACAGGUGCAUCAAAUGCCAGAGUAAAUAUUCGUCACAGGAGUCCCUUGAGCAGCAUCUGUUAACCGCCUGUCAUAACUACCCAUGCCCUCACUGCGACAAGGUCUUCCCCUCGGAAAGGUACUUCAGAAGGCACCUGUCCACGCAUGGAAUAGGUGGGAAGUUCAAAUGUCCGACCUGCAAGAAGUUCUUCAGAACAGAGCACUACCUCAAAUUGCACUCUUUAAUUCACUCAGGAGAAAAGCCAUAUAAAUGUUCGGUUUGUGAAGCCACUUUCAACAGGAAGGACAAGGUCAAGAGACACAUGCUUAUACACGAGACCCUGAAGAAAUACAAAUGUCCUUUCAGGAAUCAUGUUGGCUGUAGUAGAGAAUUCAACAGGGCUGACAAGCUGAAGGCUCAUAUAUUGUCUCAUUCUGGGAUUAAGCCAUUCAAGUGUCACUUCUGCGAGAAGGCCUUCAGCCGGCGAGCCCAUCUGAUCGAGCACCAGUACUCGCACACCAACGACUACCGCUUCCGAUGCUCCAAGUGCAACAAGGGAUUCACCAGACAGAAGUACUUCAGCGACCACAACUGUCACGGUGUGACGAACAAGAAAGCAGGAGAAGAACUUAGCGACAACAGGGCGGCGUUGUCCCCAAGUUGGGACACUGGAGGAGAUCAGACGGGCAUGGACGUGGCAGCAACAGCAGCUGACGAACAUCUUCACGCAAACUUGCAAGACACCACGGACGCUGAAGAUGUGCCUGACAUCAUUACAAAGAUGCCUGUGGAGGGCAUGGACAUUGAGCCGCAGGACAAGGAUGAUGGUAAGGAGGAGGAGGAUGAUGAUGAUGAUGAUGAUGAUGGCCUGGGAUGUGCUGAGGACAUUGAAGCCCAAAUGUGCAAAGAGGCAACAGGGUCACUGUUGUUGACACCACUGUUUGCUGAGGCUGCUGAUGGAAGGUAGUUACAGUAUUAGGCCUCGUUCACACACGCCGCUGCUAGUUCCUCGCUCAGCGAGUUCAGUCAAUAGAAUGUCUAUAUGUUCCAGUGAGACGAGGAGAUGAGUCGGCGAGGAGUGUACAAACGAUGCGAUGUGGUCAGGUUUCGAGUUGAAAAUAUUUUCACUUCGAGCGAGGAGAGUAACCAAUUGGAAUACAGAGUGCGCCACUUCUCGUCUGUGUAGUGUCACUUAAAUCCGCGGGAAUGUUUAGCGAACGCUCCAUGAGCGAGUGGCGAGUAGGCGAGUGAGCGAGAAACUAGUAACAGGGGGUGUUCACUCAUGGAACUAGCUACUAGCCACAACUGGCUAACCCUAAUCCUACUACAGUGCAAAAUGAAUGGGUGUCAAUGGAGUUUUCUACCAUUAUGAUUUUUGUGAUUUUUUAUAAUUUUUUGUCCUGAAAUAUUAAUAUUAAGUUCGAAGCUAGAAAUAAUAAGACCCCAUUUGAGUAGCGUUUCGAUUAUUUUGCGCCACUAGAUUAUUAUAUACUGGGUCACAAAGCUCAAUUUUUAUGGGGCCAAACCCAUAAACAUUAGCGGGAUGCUAGCGAGUACAGGUUGAAAUCUUCUAACCUGCUGUAAAACUACACACCUGAACGAUUUGUCAAUACAGCCUAUUGUUAAACAACAGUCAUAGUGCUUACCAGGAAUGUUUUGUUGAUAAUAUUUGUGACUGGAAAUCGCAAUAGCAAUGUAUUUAGCAUAUGGGUUCCCAUUUCCAUUCCAUACAUUUUCCCACAUGAAGGACUGACCUACGCUCGCCAACUAGUGGACACUCCAUAGUUACUGCAGUAUGCAUGCAAAGCUAACUGGCUACAAUGGGAACCAAUCAGACUGAACCUUCUCCCUAUUACAGAUUCUCUGCUAGUAACUAGUAACUAGCAGCAACGUGUGUGAAUGUAGCUUUAGUCUUGCUCCAGACAACCGACCUAUCAGAGAAGAGGGGAGAGGCAAGGGAGGGGGCGAACGAGAGCGCUGAUGGAAGGUAGUACGUACACCUCUGGCUUGGCAUUGCCAUCCAUAAACCUCUGGUCAAUUCACAUGUUCCUCUUCGUUAUGUCUGUGUCAGGUCUUCUGGGAGGAAAUUACUUUGUUUACUUUUGAGUCGGUCUGGAGCAAAAAAGAAAAAUACACUUAUUUCUUAUAAGACGCCAUAUCUCAGGUAUGACGUUCUGUACAUUUCUGUAAAUUUGGUUAGUUUCGUUAGCUCUUUGUUACAUGAUGUCCUGUACAUAAAAAACAAACUUUUCUAUUAAAUGUAUUUUUUCUGUCUCUGAGAGACACAAUUAAGUACAAUGCCUUGUGUUUGUGUGGUAACCAAGAAGGUACCCUACCCAUUCAUCGAGUCUAAUAAUUGCCUUUUGAGAAGGUACUGCAGACACA
Messenger RNA from Engraulis encrasicolus (European anchovy), 4068 nucleotides. It is a transcript of the gene znf341, whose product is annotated as zinc finger protein 341. The record is from RefSeq and is a predicted model, not a curated record. Gene Ontology annotation, cellular component: nucleus. Lineage: Eukaryota; Metazoa; Chordata; Actinopteri; Clupeiformes; Engraulidae. Gene Ontology annotation, biological process: regulation of transcription by RNA polymerase II. Gene Ontology annotation, molecular function: RNA polymerase II cis-regulatory region sequence-specific DNA binding; DNA-binding transcription activator activity, RNA polymerase II-specific. Bases 20 to 2650 code for a protein of 876 amino acids. The transcript is spliced from 17 exons.